Messenger RNA from Brassica oleracea var. oleracea, 2146 nucleotides. Its product is annotated as pentatricopeptide repeat-containing protein At1g62680, mitochondrial-like. Lineage: Eukaryota; Viridiplantae; Streptophyta; Magnoliopsida; Brassicales; Brassicaceae. The record is from RefSeq and is a predicted model, not a curated record. Bases 26 to 1615 code for a protein of 529 amino acids. The transcript has 2 exons. Gene Ontology annotation, molecular function: protein binding.
CGAAGGUAAAAAAAAUCGCAAAACGAUGCAGAGAUGGCUUGCGACGACGGCGAAGAGAUUGCUCCACUGUAGUAAUCUUCCACAAAAAGCUAAACCCAGAACUCAUCUUCCUUCUUCAAGCUUCUACCAUCGCUGGGCACGAGCUUCCUCUAGCGCAAUCAAUCUCCGAGAGAGACUGAGCAGAAACCCAAACGACGCAAUCGAAUUAUUCAACAAAAUGGUCAAAUCUCGUCCCUACCCAUCUAUCAUCUCCUUCACCAAACUCUUAACCUCCCUUGUAAAGCUAAAGCGAUACGACGUCGUCAUCUCCUUAAGCAAAAAGAUGGAAACUUUAAGGAUUCGAAACGAUCUCUACACGUUCAAUGUCCUGAUCAACUGUUUCUGCAGCUGUUAUCAAGUCUCUCUCGCUCUCUCUCUUCUUGGGAAGAUGCUGAAACUCGGGUUUGAGCCGGAUAAGGUCACCCUUGGGUCUCUUGUUAACGGGUUCUGUCUCAGAAACAGAGUCUCUGAAGCUGUGUCCUUUGUUAAAAAGAUGGUUGAGUUAGGGUAUGGAGUUGACAUUGUUGCUUACAACACGAUUAUUGAUAGUAUGUGUAAGACUAAACGAGCUGAUGAAGCUUUGAGUUUCUUCAAUGGGAUUGAAAGGGAAGGUGUUAGUGUUAGGCCUAAUGUUGUUACCUAUACUUCUCUGGUGAAGGGUCUUUGUAACUUAGGUAGAUGGAGCGAUGCGGCGGGGUUGAUGAGUGAUAUGAUCAAGAGAGAGAUCAGUCCUAAUGUGAUUACUUACAGCGCGUUGGUCGAUGCGUUUGUGAAGAACGGGAAGGUUUUGGAGGCUAAGGAGCUUUACGAGGAGAUGAUAAGGAUGUCUAUAUAUCCUGAUAUUGUCACUUACAGUUCGUUGAUCAACGGGCUCUGUAUGCAGGAUCGUGUGGAUGAGGCUAGCGAGAUGUUUGAUUUGAUGGUAAGCAGAGGUUGUUUCCCUGAUGUGGUGAGUUAUAAUACUCUUAUUAAUGGGUUUUGUAAGGCGAAGAGAGUAGAGGAUGGGAUGAGACUCUUCCGGGAGAUGUCUGAAAGAGGAUUGGUUAGCAGUACUGUCACUUACAACACUCUUAUACAAGGCUUUUUCGAAGCGGGGGACGUUGAUAUGGCUCAGGAGGUUUUCAGUCAGAUGGAUUCUCCUGAUAUAUGGACUUAUAACAUUUUGUUAGGUGGGCUUUGUGACAACGGGGAGGUGGAGAAAGCGUUGGUGAUGUUUGAAGAUUUGCAAAAGAGUGAAAUGGAACUAGACAUUGUCACAUAUACUACCGUUAUCAAUGGGAUGUGCAAGGCUGGUAAGGUCGAAGACGCUUGGGGUUUGUUUUGUAGUCUCAGCGUCAAAGGAGUGAAGCCUGAUGUUGUAGCAUACAGUACAAUGAUGUCAGGGUUGUGUAGUAAAGGCCUGCAUUUUGAAAUAGAUGCAUUGUAUUUGAAAAUGCAAGGGGACGGGCUUGUGUUGAAUGAUGGCACGCUAUGUAUUAGAGAUGGUGGUAACAUAACUGUAUCAGCGGAGUUUAUCAAAGAAAUGCUGACGCGUGUAACAUCUGAGGGGUGUGAAAAAGCUGUUUCUCUCUUGUAAUUGUUUACAGUGGUUAGGAUUUGGUCUUGCAAAUUCAUCUACUUUCAGCAGUGAUGGAAUCACUGGCACGCUUCCCUCAACUCCCAAUUAGAGAAUAUGUAUAUGAAGGGUUUUGCUAUCUAUGGCCCUGAUAAGUUUGUUAAAUCAGUCUCCUUCUGAUCUUCGCGCUUGAGUGCAGGUACUCAGAAACAGAGCUUCUGAUUCACGGCCAAUGAGACUCCGCUUACGAGCUGAACUCUUUUUGGCAUCAUUCGCAGUGAGAGAAGAGAGCACACACAGUGAAGAGCGAAGCGACCUUUUUGAAGAAGGAAUCUUAGGAGUUCUGCGGGAUGUAUGUAAAACAGACGUAUUUGGCUAACCGACAUGAAGAAGAAUGAGCAUCACUAAGCUCCUCAAGAUGUCUCUCUAUGUGCAUUAAUUAGAAGGCCAUGAAGUCGUAACAAAAAUCCUUAGGACAAGUCACGGUGUAUUCUCGAUUAAAAAAAAACCAUUAUCGUUUGUUCUUUGCUAAUAAUAAUUGACAUUCACUUG